AUCAUUGUUUUAUACCAAUGAUCGAUCACCAUUGGUUACCAAAACGGAAGCUUUGAAGACGUUAAUAAGUUUGCUUGGGGAACAAUGGCUUGGUGGAAUGAUUAACGUUAAAAGUUGGACGAAUGAAUGGUUAUUGCAAGGAUCGUUACUAUAUUUUCAACAUUUGCUUAUUGAUGAGAUAGAUUCGUCAUUGGAAUUUGCUCAUUCGUUCGUAGCCGAUAUUCAAACGAAAGAGAUGGAAUUUGAUGGUUAUAGUUCGUCAAGGCCAUUUACAAUCAAAAUUAAUCCACUUCGCAUGAUCUCAAUUAAGGAACGUAAUAGGAGAGGAGCAUGUCUGAUUCGCAUGUUGCAUGGUGCAAUAAACAAUGAUACUGCCUUUAGGAUCAUCUACAAGAACUUCUUAACAAGGUGCCAAAAUGAAAGUAUAGAUGCGACAGAAUUUUGGAAUUUUAUGAACGAACAAACGAGAUACUUUUCGACAAAAUUAUUAUUCCAAAAUAUGAUUGACAGUUGGAUUACUCAAGGUGGUUAUCCUCUCGUAAAUGUUUCGAGGAAUUAUGCAGAAAAAACUGCCAUCGUCAGACAGAAAAAAUUCACUUACGAUGAACCAACGAAGGAAAGAAAUGAUUUAUGGGAUAUACCAUUAACUUAUGUUGAAGUUAAUGACGAUUGGUCUAAUCCUAAAAAAAUGUGGUUACUCAAACACGAUAAAGAACAAAUUAUUCGAAACAUUAGUAUGAUAAAGGAUAAACAAAAUGAAAUUAAUUGGAUUUUAGUAAACGUCAACAAAACUGGUUACUACCGCGUGAAUUACGAUGAAAAAAAUUGGGAACUAUUGGCAAAGGGUUUGGAAAAAAAUCCCGAAGAUUUUCCAACGGAGACAAGGGCGUCCCUCGUUGAUGACGUAUUUGCGUUGGCAGCAGUUGGCUUUUCGAAAUACGAGACGGCUUUUGGGUUUAUUAAAUAUAUGCAAAUGAAGGAGAGACAUUACGGAACGUGGAACGUUUUAACUCGUCACGUCUUUAAAUUAAAUAACAUUCUUUACGAGAGCUCCGUUUUAAUAGAUUUUCAGGAAUUUAUGCAAAAAUUUAUCACACCGUUGUACAACGAGGUAGGAAAUAAUAUUUUGGAAGGAUCACCAUUGACAUUGGUUGCCAUUAAAUUGGCAUGCAUUUCGGAAUAUUUUAAAUGCAUCGAUUGGGCUAAACAAUGUUUUAUUCAAUUGAAGACGAAUCCUAAUUUCAAACACACAAUUCCUAUGUAUAUUCGUCGAACGUUAUAUUGUACCAUAGCAAAGCAUGGUGGUCUGGAAGAAUGGAAUUAUAUUUAUCAGAAAGCAAAAAGUAGUAUGAAAACAGAAGAAAAAUAUAAUUUAUUAUCUUCAUUCGGUUGUUUUCAAAUGCCAGGAAUCCUGCAAUCCAUCAUCGAUGAGAUUCUUCAGGAUGAUAUAUACAAUACUGAUGAAAUAUGUAUGAUAUUAAAAUCAUUUUCAAUGAAUCCAAUUGCAUCUAAAAUAACAUAUAAAUUUAUUAUUAAUAAUUGGAAGAAUAUUACCGAUAGGUAUUAUGAUAAUUAUAAGGUAAUGAAAUCAUUUAUCAUAGCAAUGAAAAAUGCUAUUACCAACGGACAGGAUUUGAUGGACCUUCAUACUUUUUGGGAAAACAAUUAUGAAUCCAUUAAGACUGUUAAAUAUGCUGCCGCAUUGGUAGAAUCUAAAUCGAAUUUUGCAAUAUCGUUGAUUAACAAUUAUUCCGACGAUAUAAAAAAAUGGUUGAAGAAUCAUAACAAUGAUUCCGGUGUUUAAUCGUAAGUUAUUAAAGUUGACAAAGUAGAAAAACAACAACAAAAAAAAAGUAAUAUAAUAAAUAAUAUAUUUGUGAGACGAA
Polistes canadensis is the source of this 1886-nucleotide messenger RNA. Its product is annotated as thyrotropin-releasing hormone-degrading ectoenzyme-like. Gene Ontology annotation, cellular component: cytoplasm. The record is from RefSeq and is a predicted model, not a curated record. The transcript is spliced from 11 exons. The coding region runs from base 98 to 1804 and encodes 568 amino acids. Gene Ontology annotation, molecular function: zinc ion binding; metalloaminopeptidase activity; peptide binding. NCBI's taxonomy places the organism in Eukaryota, Metazoa, Arthropoda, Insecta, Hymenoptera, Vespidae. Gene Ontology annotation, biological process: peptide catabolic process; proteolysis.